Clarias gariepinus (North African catfish) is the source of this 626-nucleotide messenger RNA. Its product is annotated as microsomal glutathione S-transferase 1-like. Gene Ontology annotation, molecular function: glutathione transferase activity. NCBI's taxonomy places the organism in Eukaryota, Metazoa, Chordata, Actinopteri, Siluriformes, Clariidae. The record is from RefSeq and is a predicted model, not a curated record. The coding region runs from base 42 to 500 and encodes 152 amino acids. The transcript has 4 exons. Gene Ontology annotation, cellular component: mitochondrion; membrane.
GUUUGCUACACAGUGGAGGAAUUCAUAGAGAAACUUUGACAAUGGCCGACUUUACUGACAGUGAGGUUUUCCUGGCUUUCUCCACUUAUGCCACCAUUGUCAUUCUCAAGAUGAUGUGCAUGAGUCUUGUAACUGCAUACUUCAGAAUCACCAGAAAGGCAUUUGCAAACAUAGAAGAUACUUACAUGGGCAAAACUUCUGAGGAGAAAAAAAAGAUGCUUCGAGUUAAUGAAGAUGUGGAACGCGUGCGAAGAUGCCAUCAAAAUGACAUUGAGAACAUUAUUCCCUUUGUGUUGGUUGGCUUCCUCUACACUCUGACAGGACCAGAGCUUUCCACUGCUCUGUUACUCUUCCGCCUGUUUGUAGGGUCACGUUUUGUCCAUUCAGUAGCGUAUGUGAUGGUAUGGCCUCAGCCAAGUAGAGCUCUUUCCUUUUUCGUGGGCUUGAGUUCUACUGUCUGCAUGGCCUACCAUGUGCUCGCCGCCAGACUGCGUCUGUAGAGAGAAUGCCAUGGGGAACAUCAUCAGACAUGUGCCUUAUCCAUAUAAUACCUUUAAUGGAGAACUGCAUCAAUGUAUUUUUUAAAAUUAAAUGUGUUGUCUUUUAUUAUUAAAUCUUAGACCAAA